AUGCAGCGUGAUAAAAGAAGCUAUAAAAAACGAAAAACUCCCGUUCCGGUCGCGAAAAACAGUAGUCAGAUCAACUUUCGGCUUGAGACUGAUAUUGAAAGACCUAAAUGCUCGCUCUGUGAAAAUAGUUCGUUUGACACAAUAAGGAACCUUAAAAGGCAUUUGAUUACGCGACAUCAUAUCACGACCGAUGGAUUCAAGCAAUUGAUUGCAGAUUAUUAUCCUGAGGGCUCUCUCGAUACAGAUACGGACUCAGACGUUGAGGAAGAAUAUGAGCUUGAUGAAUAUCAAGACAAUGAUAUUGCUGACAAUGAUUUUGAUGAUGAAGACGAAUCAAUUGGCAAUGAAAAUCCAAUGGAUGAAAUGUUUCAAACUUUGCGUCGGCAAAUGUCGUAUUCAAUGGAUAAUCCGACAUCCGAUGUUGAAGCUGAUGUUAGCUCUUUUACGCAGAGCACAAUUUGGAAUAGCAAUGUCUCCGAUACGCAUCCUUUUGCAAAUAUGCAGACUAUGAUUCUACAUGCCCUUGUGGAUGGUGACAAUGACAUGAUAUCUCGCAGAAUAAUGAAGAAGAUUUUGUUUGUCAUAUCGCUUCUUAUGAAAGUCAAAGAAAAAGCUGAUAAUGAAGGUAAAAGACAAGGAAACAACAUGCCUAUCUUUCCAUCAAAGCUAGUAGAUGUUUCGCUGACCGACAAUAGUACAAUUACUGCAUGUUUGAAUCUACCAUCGGAUCACGUAAGACUUUCCGUGGCCAACCCUAACCAAUCUGCUUUGAUUUGUUCUGUACCUGAUCGUAGCAGCAACAUGUUUGACAGAUUAGAGCAAGGGGAAAAAUGGAGGUCGCAUGAAUACUUUCAGCAGCCCAUGUGGACAGUCAACAGCAUUGACUAUUGGAAUGGAGACUGGGUGCGACUGUCAAAUACCCCUCCAAAUAUGAAUUUCUUGGUUAAAUCUUUCCACAGUUGCAACAAAGAUAUGUAUGCAAGGGGACAUUUGACUUACCAAGCUCGCAAUAGCAACCAGAUUGGUAUUGAAUUAAAAGAGACUGAUGUUCUGGCACAAGCUUUGAUGUGUAAGAUUGGUUAUUUAAACCCUGGUGUAUGCUUCAGCAUUAGUCCCACUGAGGUAUCUCCACUGACAGAUAGUCAUGCUGCUUUGUUACGUGGUUCACAUCGUUGGAGAAAGCUCAAAGACCAAAGAACAGAGGAAUAUUAUAAAGUUAAAAUUGCCCCAAUAAUUUUAUUUACGGACGACACCUCUGGUAAUAUUUCUAAACAGUUCAAUGGUUAUGAGAGCUGGUCGAUGAAGUUUGCUGGAUUGAAUUUUGAUCAAAGAUCGUCAAUCAAAAACGUGCACUUCAUUUCUGCUAUACCAAAAAAAAAUGGUGGAAGUGGUAUAUCUCUCCUGCCUGCUAUUGUCGACGAUUUGAAAACAUUAGAAAGUGGAAUUAUAGCCUAUUCGGCCGAAGAAGAUCAAGACGUUUUAGUUGUAGCACCUGUUUUAUGGAUUGAAGCUGAUACUCCAUGUCAUUCAGAGCUAUGCGGAUUGCUUUCUCCUACUUGCUUAUAUCCUUGUAGAAAGUGCUACGUUUUACUUCGAAAGCGGAUUGCCAAUUCCAAACCUUCUGAUUACUUCACUUCAACGCAUACUGAACGAACCAGGAAUCAAUAUUGGAAUGCGGCCUCGGAUUCCCGACGAGCUACGAUUAUACAUAAUGCACCCAAAACCGGAGAAAGUCUUUCUGCUAAAGAUCUAUGUUUUAAGGACAGAAAGACUGACAAAUUAUUAGAAUUGCAAGCAUACGAUCCGGCAAAAGACACUCCGGUGGAGGUUCUUCACGCGAUUUUGCUUGGAAUCAGUAAAUAUUUAGUCGUUGAUCUAGUGAAGACAGUAUUAAAAAAUCAAGCCGUACUAUUAAACAGACUUUCAGAAACCAUUGAUCAGUUUCAAGAAGGUAGCAUGGGCUUAUCAAGAAAAUUCACAAGACAGUUGAGACAUUGUGGCUCCUUUUUGGGUAGAGACUUCAAAGUACUAGUCCAAAUUCUUCCUAUUGUGCUUACGAAGUAUUUUUCUGACGAGGCAGUUUUGAGGGAUAUUACAACUUUGUUUGUUUAUCUCGGAAAGCUAUGCUCAUUACUUUUUGUAAGGGAGAUGAAGGCAGAUCUGAACGAAUAUAUAACAUCUGUCGAAUUGGCUAUCAAGGAUUUUAUCAAUGCACUUCACCACUAUGAUCUGAAUUGUAAUAUUCCUGGUCAUAAUGCAUACGUAGGAAAAGUCAAAGUUCAUUUAUUGACACACAUUCCGGAAGACAUACGUCGAUUUGGAACAGUGUUGCAUUAUGAGACCGAAAAAGGAGAACAGUUUAACAAGCACAUUAGGGAGCAUAUCACCUACACCAAUAAGCUGAAUCCUUCCAGAGACGUUGGGCUAAAAUUUGCUAAACAAUCUAUGAUGCGGCAUGUACUUGAAGGCGGUUCGUGGCUGAAUGAAGAUGGCAUCCGGGAAAAAACAACAGAAGAUGUGAUGUCUUUUAUUAAAACUAACGAGUCAAUGUUUUAUCUCAAUCUUUUGGGUGGAUCAAGGGAAUUUAUUGACAAUACUGACCCAAAUUACAAAAAAAUAUCAGAAGGCAGCUUCGCUGUUUUUAAAAGUAAUCCCAAUAGUACUGAUGUACAUAACCCAGGCCAUGCGAAAUCAUUUGUGGGUAUCGUUCAAGGGCCCAAUGUGUUGCCUGUAGAGCUAAAUGAGCGAACUCCAGAAAGAGGCUACCUGCUGGUGCAAGUUGACAACACCAAGACGGUAAUAUCCCAAGCUGAACUCGAGGUGGAGGGUGUGUUAAAUGUUUAUAAGCAAGGUGAUGGUACAUUUAUCAUCAAUAUUUACAAAUUUGGUUCUUACUGGCCAAUCAAAAACAUGCAGUAA
Messenger RNA from Mucor mucedo, 2919 nucleotides. RefSeq lists its product as uncharacterized. The coding region runs from base 1 to 2919 and encodes 972 amino acids. The record is from RefSeq and is a predicted model, not a curated record. NCBI's taxonomy places the organism in Eukaryota, Fungi, Mucoromycota, Mucoromycetes, Mucorales, Mucoraceae. The transcript has 2 exons.